GGCUGUAGGGUGGAGCUCUGACGGCGCUUCGGAGCGGAGCAGAGCAGCAGUGAGUCCACAAGCAGCAGCAGCGGUCUCAGGAGAGCGUUUUGGGGGGAAAAACCGGGAUUGUUUCUAUUAAAUUAUUGUCCGGAGGUGGACAAGUGAAGAAAAAGAACCAGCAGAAGACCCCCCGAACUGCCACAGCCCUGUGGGAGGCCUUCUCCCAUUUCUAAAAGAUUCCAUCAGGUGCAACGGUGAAACAGACACAAAAGCGCAGUCAUGGUGGCGCUAUCACUAAAGAUCGGGGUGGGAAAUGUGGUUAAAACGAUGCAGUUUGAGCCCUCCACCAUGGUGUACGACGCCUGCCGCAUGAUUCGGGAGAGAGUUCCUGAAGCGCAGCUUGGCCAGCCCAAUGACUAUGGCCUGUUCCUCUCAGACGAGGACCCAAAGAAAGGCAUUUGGCUGGAAGCCGGAAAAGCUCUGGACUACUACAUGUUGAGGAAUGGGGACACACUCGAAUACAAGAAGAAACAGAGGCCACUCAAAAUCCGCAUGUUGGACGGGACAGUGAAAACCGUAAUGGUCGAUGACUCUAAAAUCGUUACUGAUUUGCUCAUGACCAUCUGUGCCAGAAUAGGCAUAACAAACCACGACGAAUACUCCCUGGUGCGAGAUAUUGGCGAGGAGAAGAAGGAGGAGACCACAGGGACGCUGAAGAGAGACAAAACCCUCCUGAGGGAUGACAAAAAGAUGGAGAAACUCAAGCAGAAGCUCCACACUGAUGAUGAAUUGAACUGGCUGGACCACGGGCGAACACUGCGUGAGCAGGGGGUGGAAGAGACCGAGAUGCUGCUCCUCAGGCGGAAGUUCUUUUACUCUGACCAGAAUGUAGACUCCAGAGACCCAGUUCAGCUCAACCUGCUGUAUGUACAGGCUCGAGACGACAUUCUGAAUGGCUCUCACCCUGUCUCAUUCGACAAAGCUUGCGAGUUUGCCGGUUAUCAGUGUCAGAUCCAGUUUGGUGACCACAACGAGUCCAAACAUAAACCAGGAUUCCUUGAUCUGAAAGAGUUUUUACCCAAAGAGUAUGUGAAGAACAAAGGGGAGAAGAAGAUUUUCCAGGCACACAAGAACUACCAAAAUAUGACCGAGAUUGAAGCCAAAGUCAGCUACGUCAAACUGGCCCGCUCUCUCAAAACCUACGGCGUGUCUUUCUUUUUAGUGAAGGAAAAAAUGAAAGGAAAAAACAAGCUGGUUCCUCGCCUCCUGGGUAUCACCAAAGAGUGUGUGAUGAGGGUGGAUGAGAAGACCAAGGAGGUGAUACAAGAGUGGAGUCUGACCAAUAUUAAGCGCUGGGCUGCCUCUCCUAAAAGCUUCACCCUGGACUUUGGAGAUUAUCAGGAUGGGUACUACUCAGUCCAGACCACUGAAGGAGAACAGAUUGCACAGCUCAUUGCUGGAUACAUCGACAUCAUCCUUAAAAAGAAAAAGAGCAAAGACCACUUUGGAUUGGAGGGAGAUGAGGAGUCGACAAUGCUGGAGGAUUCAGUUUCACCUAAAAAGUCGACAGUGCUACAGCAGCAGUUUAACAAGGUGGCGAGGGUAGAGACCGGCUCUGUGGCCCUGCCUGUCAUUAUGAGGCCAGGUGCGGGAGGUCCAGAGAGCUUCCAGAUGGGCUCCAUGCCCCAGGCCAAACAGCAAAUCACCAUUGGCCAAAUGCACACAGGGCACAUGCCACCACUGACCUCCGCUCAGCAGGCACUGACGGGCACCAUUAACUCCAGUAUGCAGGCGGUGCAGGCGGCUCAGGCUUCUUUAACUGACUUUGACAGCCUACCACCUCUGGGCACCGAUGCGGCCUCUCAAGCCUGGAGGAAGAACAAGAUGGAUGAGUCCAAACAUGAAAUCCAUUCUCAGGUGGAUGCUAUUACUGCAGGAACAGCAUCUAUGGUUAACCUUACUGCAGGAGACCCAGCAGAGACGGAUUAUACAGCUGUGGGUUGCGCAGUAACCACCAUCUCCUCCAACCUGACUGAAAUGUCCAAGGGUGUAAAGUUGCUGGCGGCGCUGAUGGAGGAUGAGGGUGGAAAUGGACAGCAGCUCCUGGGUGCCGCCCGUAACUUGGCCUGUGCCGUGUCAGACAUGUUGAAGACCGCUCAACCUGCCAGCGCUGAGCCUCGCCAGAACCUCCUACAGGCCGCAGGUAACGUGGGCCAGACCAGUGGAGAGCUGCUGCAGCAGAUAGGAGAGAGUGACGCUGACCAACAGUUCCAGGACAUGCUUAUGAAGCUGGCUAAAGCUGUGGCUACAGCAGCUGCAACUCUGGUACUGAAGGCGAAGAACGUGGCUCAGAAGACCGAAGAUUCUGCCCAGCAAAACCGGGUUAUCGCGGCUGCCACACAGUGCGCCCUUUCCACCUCUCAGCUGGUGGCAUGCACGCGGGUGGUGGCUCCUACAAUCAGUUCUCCAGUAUGUCAGGAGCAGCUGAUAGAGGCAGGGAAACUGGUGGCUAAAUCGGUCGAAGGUUGCGUGGAUGCAUCACAGGGGGCUACCAACGACGAGCAGCUGUUAAAGCAAGUGGGCGUGGCCGCCACAGGUGUCACCCAGGCGCUUAACGAACUGCUGCAGCACAUUAAGCAGUAUGCCAGCGGAGGCCAACCAAUCGGACGCCACGGAGAAGCCACCGACCGCAUCCUGGAUGUAACCGAGAACAUCUUCAGCUCCAUGGGAGACGCAGGUGAGAUGGUGCGACAGGCUCGGAUCCUGGCUCAGGCCACCUCCGACCUGGUCAACGCCAUUAAAGCGGAUGCCGAGGGAGAAACAGACCUGGAGAACUCUCGUAAACUGCUCUCAGCCGCGAAGCUUCUAGCCGAUGCCACUGCCAAGAUGGUGGAGGCUGCCAAGGGUGCUGCCGACCCAGACAGCGAGGAGCAGCAGCAGAAGUUACGCGAGGCCGCCGAGGGCCUGCGCAUGGCCACCAAUGCCGCAGCACAGAACGCAAUCAAAAAGAGACUGGUCAACAAGCUGGAGAACGCUGCAAAACAGGCCGCUGCAGCCGCAACUCAGACCAUAGCUGCCGCCCAGCACGCUGCCUCUUCAAAUAAGAACCCAGCUGCACAGCAACAACUCGUACAGAGCUGCAAGGUGGUGGCAGAACAGAUCCCUCAGCUGGUACAGGGAGUGAGAGGCAGCCAGGCACAACCUGACAGUCCCAGCGCUCAGCUUGCUCUAAUUGGAGCCAGCCAAAACUUCGUGCAGCCCGGAACCAAGAUGGUGACUGCAGCCAAGGCUACAGUUCCCACUAUUAGUGAUCAGGCCUCUGCCAUGCAGUUGAGCCAGUGCGCCAAAAACCUAGCCAAUGCAUUGGCUGAACUACGCACAGCUGUUCAAAAGGCUCAGGAGGCAUGCGGUCCUCUGGAGAUUGAUAACGCUCUGAAUGCAGUGAGAGGAUUGGAGAAAGACAUGCAGGAGGCUAAAGUCGCUGCAGCCGAAGGGAAACUCAGACCUCUUCCCGGAGAGACGCUGGAGAAGUGCUCUCAGGACCUGGGCUCCAACACCAAAGCAGUGAGCUCCGCUAUUGCCCAGCUACUAAGUGAAGCUACGCAGGGCAAUGAGAAUUAUACUGGCAUGGCAGCACGGGAUGCGGCCCAGGCUCUCCGCUCUCUCGCAUCUGCAGCCCGCGGAGUAGCCGCCAGCACAGAGGACCGGCAAUCAUGCAACGCCGUAUUGGACUGUGCAGGAGACGUCCUCGACAAAUCUGGCAACCUCAUCGAAGAAACCAAAAGAGCCAUCGCCAAACCUGGAGAUCCUGAGAGUCAGCAGCGAUUGGCUCAGGUGGCCAAAGCUGUGUCUCAGGCUUUGAACCGCUGUGUUAACUCCCUUCCCGGACAGAGAGAUGUGGAUAAUGCGAUUAGGACUGUGGGAGAGGCCAGCAAAAAGCUCCUUUCUGACCAGUUCCCAGCUAGUGGAAAGACCUUCCAGGAAGCUCAAGCAAACCUGAACCAGGCAGCUGCAGGCCUCAACCAGUCAGCCAACGAGCUGGUACAGGCGUCACGUGGCACCACACAGGACCUAACCAAGGCAACAGGCAAGUUCGGCCAAGACUUCAGCCACUUCCUGGAGGCCGGGAUGGACAUGGCUGGUCAAUCUCAGUCUAAAGAAGAUCAGACUCAGGUGGUGACCAACCUGAAGACCAUUUCUAUGUCAUCCAGCAAACUGCUGUUGGCUGCAAAGGCUUUGUCUACGGAUCCCAAUUCUCCCAACCUGAAGAACCAGUUGGCUGCUGCUGCACGUGCCGUGACUGACAGCAUCAACCAGCUGAUCACCAUGUGUACACAGCAAGCACCAGGUCAGAAGGAAUGUGACAACGCACUGAGGGAGCUGGAGACGGUGCGGGGCAUGCUGGAGAACCCAACAGAGGCAGUGAAUGACUUGGGAUAUUUCGACUGCAUCGACAGCGUGAUGGAGAACUCCAAGGUUUUGGGUGAAGCGAUGGCAGGCAUCUCCCACAACGCAAAGAACAGUAACCUGCUCGAGUUUGGAGACGCGGUCGGCUCUGCCUCCAAAGCCUUGUGUGGCCUCACCGAAGCGGCUGCUCAGGGUGCGUAUCUGGUGGGUGUCUCUGACCCGAACAGCCAUGCUGGACAGAAGGGUUUGGUGGAUCCGACUCAGUUUGCCAAAGCCAAACAAUCCAUUCAGAUGGCCUGUCAGAACCUGGUGGACCCUGCCUGCACACAGUCCCAGGUCCUCUCCGCUGCCACGAUUGUUGCCAAACACACCUCCGCCCUGUGCAAUGCCUGCCGCCUCGCCUCCUCCAAAACAUCAAACCCUGUUGCUAAGCGACAGUUUGUCCAGAGUGCCAAAGAAGUGGCAAAUAGCACCGCUAACCUUGUCAAGUCAAUCAAAGCCUUGGAUGGAGCCUUUAACCAGGAGAACAGGCAUAAGUGUAAGGCCUCCACAGGGCCGCUGAUUGAGGCUGUGGAUAAUCUCACUGCCUUUGCUUCCAACCCAGAAUUUGCCAGUGUGCCUGCACAGAUCAGCCCAGAGGGUCUGGCUGCCAUGGAGCCCAUUGUUGCUGCAGCUAAAACUAUGCUGGAGAGCUCAACAGGUCUGAUCCAGACUGCACGCUCACUGGCCGUGAAUCCCAAAGAUCCGCCCAAGUGGUCUGUGCUGGCUGGUCACUCCAGGACUGUGUCUGACUCCAAAAAGCUCAUCACCAACAUGAGAGACAAUGCUCCAGGUCAAAGAGAGUGUGACGAGGCCAUCGAGGUUCUCAAUAACUGCAUCCGUGAAGUGGAUCAGGCUUCUCUUGCUGCCAUUAGCCAACAACUCUCACCCAGAGAUGACCUCUCCCAUGAGGCUCUGCAUGAGCAGAUGGCAGCCUCAGUGCAGGAGAUUAGCCACCUGAUCGACCCCGUGGCCAUUGCAGCUCGCUCUGAUGCCUCCCAGCUGGGACACAAGGUGUCUCAGAUGGCAAGCUACUUUGAGCCGCUCAUCAUGGCAGCUAUCGGUACCGCAUCGAAAAUACUCAACAGCCAGCAGCAGAUGAGUGUGCUGGACCAGACAAAAACUCUGGCAGAGUCUGCUUUACAGAUGCUCUACACAGCCAAAGAAGCAGGCGGCAACCCUAAGGCGGCCCACACCCAGGAAGCCCUGGAGGAGUCUGUGCAGAUGAUGAAGGAGGCUGUUGAUGACCUGGGAGGUACUAUGUCUGAAGCAGCCAGUGCAGCGGGAGCAGUAGGAGGCAUGGUGGACUCCAUUACCCAGGCCCUCAACAAAUUGGAGGACUCUGGAGUGGAGCCUGAAGGAACCUUUGUGGAUUACCAAACUACCAUGGUGAAGACUGCCAAGGCUAUCGCAGUCACUGUGCAGGAGAUGGUCACUAAAUCAAACGCCAACCCCGAUGAGCUUGGCGGCCUAGCCAAUCAGCUGACCACCGAGUUUGGUGACUUGGCAUCGGAGGCUAGAUGUGCUGCCAUCACUGCUGAGAGCGAUGAGAUCGGCUCUCACAUUAAGAAGCAGGUAACAGAACUAGGAUACGGUUGCACUGGGUUGGUCACCAAGGCAGGAGCUCUGCAGUGCAGUCCCAACGAUUCAAUCACCAAGAAGGAGCUCAUUGAUGCUGCCCGCAAAGUCUCUGAGAAAGUGUCUCAUGUGUUGGCCGCACUGCAGGCCGGUAACCGCGGUACUCAGGCUUGUAUCACAGCUGCCAGUGCUGUAGCCGGCAUCAUUGCUGACCUUGACACCACCAUCAUGUUUGCCACAGCGGGUACACUCAACCGGGAGAAUGCAGAGACCUUCGCCGAUCACAGAGAGAACAUCUUGAAGACGGCUAAAGUUCUGGUAGAGGACACCAAGCUGCUGGUGUCUGGAGCGGGAGCCAGUCAGGAGAAGCUGGCCCAGGCCGCCCAAUCUUCAGUCAACACCAUUACAAAACUGGCCGAUGUGGUCAAGCUGGGGGCCGCCAGCCUGGGCUCCGAGGACCCCGAGACACAGGUGGUCCUGAUCAACGCAGUCAAAGAUGUGGCUAAAGCUCUGGGUGACCUCAUCAGAACCACCAAGGCAGCAGCCGGAAAGCCUCAUGAUGACCCGGCUAUGCUCCAGCUGAAGGGCUCUGCAAAGGUCAUGGUUACGAACGUCACGUCCCUGCUGAAGACUGUGAAGGCUGUGGAGGACGAGGCCACUAAAGGAACACGAGCACUGGAGGCCACCAUUGAGCACAUCAAACAGGAGUUGACUGUGUUCAGCAGUCCUGAUCCUCCUCCAAAAACCGCUACUCCCGAGGAGUUUAUCCGCAUGACCAAAGGCAUCACGCAGGCCACAGCCAAAGCGGUGGCUGCAGGAAACUCGUGUCGCCAGGAGGACAUCAUCGCUACGGCCAACCUGAGCAGAAGAGCCAUCGCCGAAAUGCUGCACUCCUGCAAGCAAGCAGCUUACCACCCAGAGGUAAACCCGGAGGUGAGGGCUCGUGCCCUGCGCUUUGGAAGGGAGUGCUCCCAUGGCUACCUUGGUCUCCUGGAGCAUGUGCUUGUGAUUAUCCAAAAGCCCACUCACGAUCUGAAGCAGCAGCUAGCAACCUUCUCCAAGCGGGUGGCUGGCUCCGUCACUGAGCUCAUCCAGGCAGCCGAGGCCAUGAAAGGUACUGAAUGGGUGGACCCCGAGGAUCCCACAGUCAUUGCAGAGAACGAGCUUCUUGGUGCAGCGGCUGCCAUCGAAGCUGCCGCUAAGAAACUGGAGCAGCUGAAACCACGAGCUAAGCCCAAGGAGGCUGAUGAGAGCCUGAACUUUGAAGAGCAGAUUUUGGAGGCGGCCAAGUCCAUCGCUGCAGCCACUAGCGCGCUGGUGAAGGCCGCAUCCGCAGCACAGAGAGAACUCGUGGCCCAGGGCAAGGUCGGCGCCAUCCCAGCAAACGCGGUUGAUGAUGGACAGUGGUCUCAGGGUCUCAUUUCAGCUGCCCGCAUGGUGGCCGCAGCAACCAAUAACCUGUGCGAGGCUGCGAAUUCGGCAGUGCAGGGCCACGCUAGUGAGGAGAAACUGAUUUCUUCAGCCAAACAAGUGGCUGCUUCUACAGCUCAACUGCUUGUGGCCUGCAAGGUCAAGGCUGACCAGGACUCUCAAACCAUGAAGAGGCUGCAGGCGGCUGGUAACGCUGUUAAGAAGGCUUCGGAUAAUCUAGUGAAGGCGGCUCAGAAGGCUGCUUUCGAUGCCCAGGAUGACCAGGCUGUAAUGGUGAAGAGCAAGAUGGUGGGCGGCAUCGCUCAGAUCAUUGCUGCUCAGGAGGAGAUGUUAAGGAAGGAGAGGGAGCUUGAUGAAGCCAGGAGGAAGCUAGCCCAGAUCCGACAGCAGCAGUAUAAGUUCCUGCCCUCAGAGCUGAGGGAGGACGGCAACGAGCAGUGAAAAGCUCCUCAGAUACACUCAGAAACGCCACUCAGGACUCCAAGGCCUGAGCGCUUCAUCUAUCCAAGUGUUUAGCUACAAUCACUGGCUUGCAGGCUUUGCUGGAGCGACAUCCUGGCUAAAUAAUUAAAGCGAUGCAUUGGGUUAAAUAAAAGUGAACAAACAUUUCAGGAUACUUAUUUUAAGUUGUUUAUUUCUUUAUUUGUCUCUUUUAUAAGCAUCACCAUGCCACCGGUUUCCUUUUGGCUUUUUGUUUUUGUUUUUUUGCACAUUGUAUGCAAGUAACUGCGCUUUUAAUAGAGCAAUAUGAUUAGAUUAAUAAUAGAUUAUAUAGAUUCAGUUAAAAUGCAUGGAUCCUUAGUGGAGCUACAUUUGUGUUGGGUUUUUUGUUGUUUUUUUAAUUACUUUAAUUUCACAGACCUUCGGCUGUGUUGUAGUAUUUUCUAAGAGCUGAACGAUUAGGUGCGGUCAUGUGAAUGGGGUUUUGGUCACUGGUUAUUAUGUGGAUAUCUAUUGGGAUCUGUCACAUAACCAAAGCAUCAGAGAUAUUUAGACAAGUUUCGAGUCAUAUAGAGGGUUGGGGCGGGGUGUUUGUGACAUUUAGUCAGCUUCCAAAGAUGAUGUGGUUUAGUGAUAAAGGCAGACGGUUAGGCCUUCUCCUGGUCAUCUAAAUCAGGAACAGUUGAGUGCAUCUUUGUGCCAAUUGGACCAGCAGUGCAAUGAUUUACUUUUGCGUUGAAACAAUUCAGAAAGAAAACAUAUCAUUUUUUUUUAAACAAAAACAAAUAAAGUAUAAUAAAGCUAUGAAAAUGUUACAAAUGCUAUCUUCUAUUAAAUUUAUGGUAAUACA
This is a messenger RNA of Silurus meridionalis, 8728 nucleotides long. It is a transcript of the gene tln1, whose product is annotated as talin 1. The record is from RefSeq and is a predicted model, not a curated record. Gene Ontology annotation, biological process: platelet aggregation. Gene Ontology annotation, cellular component: ruffle; cytoskeleton; plasma membrane. Gene Ontology annotation, molecular function: actin filament binding; structural constituent of cytoskeleton; integrin binding. NCBI's taxonomy places the organism in Eukaryota, Metazoa, Chordata, Actinopteri, Siluriformes, Siluridae.